ACGGAGCUAGUGCCCGAGUGAAGGGUAGUGCACUUUAUAGAGCUCAGGGCUGUGUUUGUGACGGCCCUGUGUCUCACACAAAUCUCUCCGUCUUCAUGUGUGGAGCGCGAGACGGAGGAGAUGAGAUCAGACCUGGACUGCACGCGGAACCCCAGUGGAGGGAAGCUGCGCUCUGAUUGGUCGCCGGGGGGCAGCGCGUGGCAGCGGUGGAGUGGAGCGGCUGACUGGUGUGUGUGUGUGUGUGCGUGUGUGCGCGCGCGCGCGCGCGUGUGUGUGUGUGUGUGUAAAUGAACGUUAAUAACACGACGUCAUCAGUUCAAACAGCACGGACUCUCACACACACGCGUUACAGAACUGCGGUCAUCUAGAUUUAUUCUUCUGUUUCCGGUGUAACAGUGUGUGUCACACCCUCCUGGCCAUGCUGAGUGUGUGUUCUGUGCUGCUGAUUGCAGCAUUUGGUGCUGUGUGUUCCACAGACUACAACACACACACACCCCGACAUGGACACGACUCCAACCUGGAGAUUUAUAAGCGUCUGUUUGAGGUGAAGAGAAAGGAUCAGCUCAACGCUCUGAAGAACCUGGUGGAUCUGAACGACGUUAAUCAGCAGUACAAAAUUAUUGACAUCAUGCUAAAGGGGCUUUUCAAGGUUCUAGAGGACUCCAGAGCUGUUCUUGUAGCUGCUAAUCUACAGCCAGAUGAUCCAUUUCCUCUGGAUGAUAAAAUUAAAGAGGCGUACUCUCACGUGGUGGAGAACACUGCGUUCUUCGGUGAUGUGGCUCUGCGUUUCCCUCGUAUCGUCCAUCACUACUAUGACCACAAUACUGAGUGGGGGAAGACGCUGCGCUGGGGGCUGAGCUUCUGUAACCAGUCUGGAGUGUUUAACGGAGGGAGUCACCAACAAGUCCUCACACUGAUGUCUCAGGAGUUGGGAAUAACAGAGAAAUCUCCAGACUUCAUUAACCCUUUCCGCACAGAGAAAGAUGACGUGCUCCACACUGCGGAGGCCUUCCAGAAGAUUCUUCGUGAAGAACAAAAGCGCAGGAGGAAGGAGGAGAAGAGGAAAGAGAUGAGGAAAGGGCCUCGAAUUUCCCGCACUCGCUCUGAACUCUAACGCCCCCUGCUGUAAAACACUGAGCACAACAGACAGAGACACAGACAGAUCUGUGAGUCACAGCUAUAUCAGAUGUAGGUGAGGUGGAGGAGCAGGUAAGCAGCAGAGCAGAGAGGCAAAGAAGAACAGAUUACACAGAAAUGGAUGGGGUUUAGUACUCUACCAUCUGAGUGACACAUUCAGCUGUGACAGUUUAUCAAAAUUACAUAAGGUUUCACUUUAACGCUGAGAGCGAAUAAAUAAUAUGAAUAAUGUAAAAGGAAUAUAAUGAGCUUUAUUAUAUUGUAUAAGUAACAUGUAUCUUUAUAAUGCUUCUGAUUCUAUCCGUUGUGCGGUGUAGGUAGGAUGUGAUAUCUGGCUUGUGUUCCAGUUGUGUGUCUAACACCUACACCCAUCCCUGUGUCGUUUCACCUCAAUCACUCUACACACUCGCCUCAUCCCCAUAUAACACACUACACAUGAGCUGAUGGAGAAUUCACAGAUCCCUCAGCCGAGGGGGUGAUGUUCACACAGUACUGGAACACAGCCAUGUAAGCUCAGGGCAAAUUUCAAUCCUUUAGUGGACAAUUAGGAUCUGCUUUUUAUAUGUGGUGUGGUGCAGAAAGGCGUGCAGAUUUAGUGGAAUUUUCAUACCUGAAUUAAAGCUGGUUUAAUCCUGUUUGUCUGUGUGUGUAAGACAGGUACGGUUCUGGUUUGUUUUGUUUCCAUGAUGAUGUAGAAUAUUGCCGUGAACACAGCAGCUCUGUGUGACUCCAUCAGGAGUCGGGUUUAUACCUGAACACAGUUAUGGUAGAUAAAUCCUGUCUUUAUGCUGCCUCCAGAAUGGGACAGACUUUAUUUGGAGAACACCGCCUCAGUGGGAUUUUAUCCUGGACAAUGUAAUUAUAUAUAUGUGUGUGUGUGUGUUAAUUAUCAAGAGAUACAAGAUCAUAUAACUAAUUAUCUUCAGAUCCUGAGGACAUAAAUGUGACUUUAGGAUGAUGAAGACUGUACAUGUUCAAAACAAUCUAUUAAAUAUUUACUACAUUUCCA
Messenger RNA from Hemibagrus wyckioides, 2146 nucleotides. It is a transcript of the gene ccdc134, whose product is annotated as coiled-coil domain containing 134. The transcript has 8 exons. The record is from RefSeq and is a predicted model, not a curated record. The coding region runs from base 419 to 1114 and encodes 231 amino acids. NCBI's taxonomy places the organism in Eukaryota, Metazoa, Chordata, Actinopteri, Siluriformes, Bagridae.